Clonostachys rhizophaga is the source of this 1020-nucleotide messenger RNA. NCBI's taxonomy places the organism in Eukaryota, Fungi, Ascomycota, Sordariomycetes, Hypocreales, Bionectriaceae. The record is from the annotation of a GenBank genome assembly.
AUGUCAAGCGGCAACACGCAAACUCGCAAGCUGGGCCAGCAUGGGCCAACAAUUCCAGCUAUUGGCCUUGGUCUCAUGGGGAUGUCGAUCUUCUAUGGAAAGCCUGGUAGUGAUGAGGAGCGUUUCACUCUGCUCGACAAGGCCCUCGAACUUGGCGCCACCCACUGGGACAGCGCCGCUCUUUAUGGAGACAGCGAAGUGCUAUUGGGCAAAUGGUUCAAACGAACCGGCAAAAGAGACCAAAUCUUCCUCACCAGCAAAUUCGGCUUUGCUAAAGGCUUCGCCGACCCAACCGUGAUUGACAGCUCGGGAGAAUAUGCCAAGAAGUCUUGCCAGGAGAGUUUGGACCGCCUCGGGACCGACUAUAUUGAUCUAUAUUAUAUGCACCGCGCAAACCCUGCCACCCCAAUCGAGGAUACUAUGCGUGGGCUGGCGGAACUAAAGAGGGAGGGCAAGAUCAAGUACAUCGGCUUGUCUGAGGUCAGCUCUAGCACUCUGCGACGCGCCUGCAAGAUCGCCCACGUCGAUGCCGUCCAAAUUGAAUACUCGCCAUUCGUCCUGGAUGUUGAGAACUCGGUCGGCACCCAUCUUCUCAAGACCUGUCGCGAGCUUGGAGUUGCCGUCGUCGCCUAUUCGCCACUGGGACGAGGUAUUCUUACAGGAGCCUUCAUCACUAAGGAAUCUUUCCAGAAGGACGGGGACUACCGCACCAUCAUGCCGUGGUUUCAAGACGGCAACUUCGACCGCAACGUGACACUCGUGAACCAGUUCAGGGAGCUGGCCGACAAGAAGGGUUGCAAGCCUUCACAGCUAGCCAUUGCCUGGCUGCUCAAGCAGGGCGACGACAUCAUCCCCAUUCCUGGAACGAAGCAGAUCAAGUACCUCGAGGAAAACUGGGCUUCUCAGUACGUCCAGCUAACAGACGAGGAUGAAAAGGAGAUUAGAAGAUUCGUUGAGGCAGCUGAAAUCGCAGGUUCUCGAGGGGCACCAGGAUUCACAGACACCGCAGAGGAGAAAUAA